Molecule: messenger RNA, 1713 nt
Organism: Fusarium fujikuroi IMI 58289
Lineage: Eukaryota; Fungi; Ascomycota; Sordariomycetes; Hypocreales; Nectriaceae
Exons: 3
Coding region: 1-1713 (570 amino acids)
Source: RefSeq, a predicted model, not a curated record
AUGAUCAUGUUCAAGCUCUUCGCAGCUUUACCUCUCGCCCAUGGCGUUAUUGCACAAUCCGCCGGCACUGGAGAAAAGGUCUGGGCUGCCGUCGCAUUCAUCAACCAUGGCGAAAGGACACCCGUAAUAGCCAAUCUUCGUACCGUAUUGACACCUGAGGGAGCUCAGCAGAUGCUGCGACAAGGCACUGCGAUUCCGGCGCUCGAUAUAUUCCAGACGAAUCUCAAACCCGAUGUGAUUGACAACGACGACAUUGACAUCAUUACUCAGACAGAUGAAUGGGUAUCGACUGGUGCUCUGGCCUUUAUGCAGGGCUUCUAUCCGCCAUCACCAAACGCAUUUGACAAUAGCACUGGAGGCGAAGAGAUUGCCGUGAACCUGGCUUCUAGCGAUAACAAGACUGAAUAUCCGCUAGACGGAUAUCAAUACCCCAGUAUUCGAGCUCCUGGUUACUACGAUCCAGAAUCAACAGCAUUACAAGGCACUUAUAGAUGUUCAGCCUGGCAGACAGAGAUCACCACAAACCUAACGCAGGAAAACGGGCUCGACGAGCUCUAUGAUUCAACUCUGCCCUUCUAUCAAAACCUCUUCUCUACUGCUCCAUUUGAUGGCACAAUUGACAUUGACUACGCCAAUCUCUGGAACGCAUACCAGCUUUGGGAAUUCGUUGAUUAUCAGUAUCGACACAAUGAGACUGUCCACGAGGGGCUCAAAAACGCAAACUCAACGCUGUCUUUUCUGAACACUUACGCCUUGUCGAUGGAGCGCGCACAAAACAGCUACCGCGGCUCAGACGACGACAGCGAACUUGGCGCUCUCUACUCUGUCGCCGGCCGAACCAUGGCGUACAAAGUCGCAUCGCAGUUCAGGAGCAACAUUCGCUGGGGAAGCAGCUACAACAAACUCACACUCAUGUUUGGCUCUCUCGAUCCCAUUGUGAGCUUUAUUCAACUCUCAGGUCUUGUCACCCAAGACAACAUGUUUCAAGCGCCUUGGUCAACGCUCCCCAAGCCUGGCGCAGCAUUGGUCUUUGAGCUCUUUGGCGAAGAUCCAGAUGAUCCUGAUAGGCAGCCAUCCACGGAUAGUCUUCGUGUGAGAAUGUCCUACCGUGCUUCAGCAGACGCAGACGAGUCUUUCCAGAACCAGCCCAUCUUCAAGUCUGGUCCUGAUGGUAUCGCAUACUCGAGUUUCAUACAGACUAUGAAUAACCUUGGAAUAUCACCUAACCAGUGGUGCGACGUCUGUAGCCCGACACCUGCUCCUUGGUGCAUCACCGUCGACUCGGAUGGCUCCAACUGGGGAGAUGACUCUUCAAUUGGGCCAGUCAUCGCAGGAGUUAUCGGAGCAAUUAUUGCAAUCGCUGUUCUGGGUGUUCUACUCCUUUGCCUGUGUGUCUGCGGCGGUCUUCGGCUACGUCGCAAGGGUCCUGAAGAGUCAACACACGGUGCCGCUGCUGUAGGGGCUACCGCAGGAGGCUUCAAGGGUCCAGAAAAGAAAGAUGGCGAUGCGGAUGUGGUGGUGACAAAGCAGGGCAUUCACCAUGAGCGCGUCGGUAGCUGGGAGCUCCGAAGUCCAAACGAAAUACCUCCUCAGACUUCUGGAAUCGUGACCAAGGACAUGGGAUCUCCCCCUCAGAGACGAUCGCUGGAUGACAGUGACGACGAUAUCAGCGUCAUGAAUGCGGCACCAGUGAAGGCUCGCGAGAGUGUUUGA